Thrips palmi is the source of this 726-nucleotide messenger RNA. RefSeq lists its product as uncharacterized. The record is from RefSeq and is a predicted model, not a curated record. Lineage: Eukaryota; Metazoa; Arthropoda; Insecta; Thysanoptera; Thripidae. Bases 11 to 484 code for a protein of 157 amino acids. The transcript has 2 exons.
GAAGAAAUACAUGAUGAUUCCCAAGGAUUCCAACUUCUCGCUUGUUUCGAGCUGUGAUUCUAUAUUUCAAGAAAUGUCAUCUGACACAGGAAAUUCUGAGUUAUCACCCUUUUCUCCUCGGCCAUCCUCAUCACCAAGGCCAUGCAGCUCUCCAGCUCUGACUGAAGGAUCUCAAGUUGUACGAUCAGGCCCUUCAUCAGCACCAGGUGCUGUCGAAUUUCCAAGGAGUGGCACUCAGGUUGGGAAAGAUUCUACAGGAAUGUUUGGAAAGCGUGGCACAGCUAAACGUAAAGCAGCUGAUACUCUAGAUGAGGCACUGCGUGUUGUUAAGGAGAUGGCAAAGGAGCCAGAGCCAGCCGCUGCACCACCUGACAGUGUUGAUACCUUUUUGUCUUUUGUGGGAAGUCGGCUGAGAGCAAUGGAUUCUGGAGUGCGCAAGCAGUGUGAGGACCAAAUACUGUCAAUGUUGGUGUCAGUCUCUUAGAAAUAAUGCUAAGGUUUUUAUUUCUAUUUUUUACUUUCAUUAAGCUCUCUUACUUAACAGUAUUUUCCUAAGUAUUAUUAUUUCUUACUCUCCUUGCAGCAUAUUUUCUUGCUGUGGUUUGCUGUUUUAGUUUUAAAAUUAAAACAAUGCCAAAUAUGUCUCUUACAUUAUCUAGUUAUGUUUUUCUUAGUCAGUGUUAAAAUUUGCCAAAAAGUAACCAAUGGUGCCAAAAAGUUUAUGCU